AUUUGAAUUAGGUAAGGAUAAACUUUUGUGCUGAGUGAGGUUUUGAAGGAAAUUCGUUAACAGGCAGAGCAGAGCAGAGCCAUGGCAGCUUGGGGUUUGUGAAUUUUAGAGAUACGGUUUCACUUUCACGUUCAGUGCAGCUUCUUCUUCUUCUCUUUCAUUUCCAGUUCUUCUACUUUCUGCAUCAUCGAUGGAGACUUCUCUCAGAUGUGGCGGAGACUCCAGAGCCUUAAGAAUCCACGCCAAGGAGAAGAUUCCUCUCGACUCCAACAUUUUCUUGCAGGUUCAUGGAGAGCUAGAUACAAGAAUGGGAGAACCGAGUCUACUUGCUGCUUCCGUGAGACAAUUUUUCCCCGACUUGUUUGCAAGCGCGGGUAUAGGGGUGCAAUAUGACAAAUAUAGGAAACUUCAGCAUUUUGCUCGAGGGAAAAUGUCUUUUCCUGUGACAACCGAUGGUAUGUUGCAAUUUACUAUUAAAGGGCAGUCUCAUCAUGACAAGGAUUUUAAGCAGACUAAUUUCAAAGGGGCUGCUGAAUUUUCCUUGGGUGUAUAUAAUGUCCAAGGGGAGCAAGAUGUAAGGGUCAAACUAGGAUUUGAAGUGUUCGAAAAGAUACCAUAUCUUCAGAUCAGGGAAAACAAUUGGACAUUGAAUGCAGACAUCAAUGGUAGAUGGAGUGUGAGAUUCAUCCUGUGAGAAUUAGAAGUAGAAGUUGAACUUUCUCCUUCAGAAAUUGUAGGUUCAGCUGCAGAAUUCCUUUCUAAAUUUGUAUGUUCCUUUAGAUCCAUUGAUUUAUUCCUAUUAGAGCAUUGUUUCAACAAUUUUCUGAUGAAACUGAUACAUGUUGCAGCUUCUUUAUAAUAAAUGUUCUUUUAUCACUUCA
Molecule: messenger RNA, 881 nt
Organism: Cucurbita pepo subsp. pepo (vegetable marrow)
Lineage: Eukaryota; Viridiplantae; Streptophyta; Magnoliopsida; Cucurbitales; Cucurbitaceae
Product: outer envelope pore protein 21, chloroplastic
Biological process (GO): regulation of monoatomic anion transport
Molecular function (GO): voltage-gated monoatomic anion channel activity
Source: RefSeq, a predicted model, not a curated record